Molecule: messenger RNA, 848 nt
Organism: Argentina anserina (silverweed cinquefoil)
Lineage: Eukaryota; Viridiplantae; Streptophyta; Magnoliopsida; Rosales; Rosaceae
Product: 2-hydroxy-palmitic acid dioxygenase mpo1
Exons: 4
Coding region: 109-690 (193 amino acids)
Biological process (GO): sphingoid catabolic process
Cellular component (GO): endoplasmic reticulum
Source: RefSeq, a predicted model, not a curated record
GACAAUUCCAAAGUGUUGUUGGUCACCGUGUUCUGCUGCCAUCUAUCUACUUGUUCAUCCUUUUCAUACCCACUUUGUCAUUUCAACUCCAACAAGAAAAACAAUUUGAUGGGGAGGAGUGGAUUGUUUGAUCUUGAAAGCCACUUUGCCUUCUAUGGGGCAUAUCACAGCAACCCAGUUAACAUAUUGAUCCACACUCUCUUUGUGUGGCCAAUUCUGUUCACCUCUCUUGUUCUUCUCUACUUCACACCUUCCCUCUACAAUUUCCCAGCUGAGGGGUUUAUGUUCAAUUUGGGGUUUGUGUUCACUGUGAUCUAUGCUUUGUAUUAUGUUGGAUUGGAUAAGAAAGCUGGGUCCUUGGCUGCUUUGCUCUGUGUUCUCUGCUGGGUUGGAGCCAGUGUUCUUGCUAAUCGACUUGGGUUCUCUUUGGCAUGGAAGGUUGUGUUGGCAGCUCAGUUGUUCUGUUGGACUGGACAGUUCGUAGGCCAUGGGGUGUUUGAGAAACGAGCACCGGCUCUUCUGGAUAACCUUACCCAAGCAUUUCUGAUGGCUCCUUUCUUCGUGUUGCUUGAGGUCCUUCAAACGGCCUUUGGUUACGAACCUUAUCCAGGGUUUCAUGCAAGCGUGAAACAAAAGAUAGAAGCCAACAUCAAAGAGUGGAAGGAUGAGAAACAAAAGAAACAAACUUAAGCUUAGAUAGCUCACAUCCAGAUACCAGUUCUGAGAUGACUGUAUUGCUUGUAUCUGUAUUUGCCAAGUAGUUUUCACUUGAUAUCGAGAAGAACAAAACAAAGCCUUCAGAUGUUAUAUACUUGUAUAAUACAGUGCUCUAAGACUACUUUUUCGAC